This is a messenger RNA of Misgurnus anguillicaudatus (oriental weatherfish), 1220 nucleotides long. NCBI's taxonomy places the organism in Eukaryota, Metazoa, Chordata, Actinopteri, Cypriniformes, Cobitidae. The record is from RefSeq and is a predicted model, not a curated record.
AUAUCUUUAUUAGAUCAAUUUGGUAUUGAACUGUGUAAAUUAAAUUAUCUGAAAUCAUUCUUUCUUUUAAAGUGCCAUCAUUCUGGAGUUACUGUACAAAAAGAUAAAAAAGUGUCUUUGUCCAUAACAAAGAAUAUCAGUAAAAUUAAAGUAAGACAUGUAACAAUUAAUAAAUCAAGAAAUAUUAAAACACAAAAACAGUUUAAACAGAUUUAAAGAGUUUAAAAAUACUUUUUUAUACAAAAUGCAUAAGCCUUGACAUCCUAAUAAUAGAUUAUCUACAAUUUAGCAAAGAACAGCACAAUUUAUUUACACUCACGUUAGUCCUUCAGUCUACCCAUCAUCUGUAUGUAAAUCACUUUGAAUAUGAAACACAUCAGCAGAAACUUCCUGUAAAUUACAUUGGCAAUUGUCAAGCUCCUUCUCAGUGGUUCUUCACUUGAGUCCACUCACACACACAAAGACACGUCGUAACAGCAAACAGGCAACAUCAACAAAUCUCAUUUCAGAAUGACCAGCCAGGUGAUCUCAGCUGACAACGCUACAGUCGUCAUUCAAAUAAAUCCACUGAUAGGCCAAAAAAGUGCUGAAGGACAAGAAAAGAGAGGAAUUUAUGCACCCCUCCAAGGGUUUCUUAAAGUACAACCAAAGUCACUGGGGAUUGUGCAGAUUAUGAUUGGAGUGAUGACCCUGCUGACUGGUAUUGUGCUCGCCUUUCAAUUUGACAAUUUUACUUUAACUGUCGUCAGUGGCAUAAACUUCUGGGGAUCCUUCAUUUACAUCAUUGCUGGUUCUCUAUCUGUCGCUGCAGAAAAUAAACUCCAUUCCUGUCUGGUAAAAGCGUCACUUGGAAUGAAUGUGGUCAGUGCCAUAACUGCAGGUGCAGAGAUUAUUCUGAUGUCCAUACAACUGGUAUUUGUGCGGCAUUGGAGAUAUUAUUACAGAGAGUAUGAUGAAGAUUUACGUCUAGACUUUCAGGUUUUAGGUCGUGGGGUCAUUGGAAUAUUGCUGGUGUUCUCCUUCCUUCAGUUCAUCCUCGCCAUCAACAUCUCAGUUUUUGCCUGCAAAGCCACCUGUGAUACAAACUCUUCAGUGGUCAAUGUUUCAUUAAACCAGAGGGUUUCAGAGAAAGAAACAUCUCCACUUAACAUGCCACAACCGCCAAGGAGAAAUUAGCAGAAUGGAAAGAAAAUGCUUAAGAUCACAAUAAAUGAUCAAAU